Tetrahymena thermophila SB210 is the source of this 570-nucleotide messenger RNA. Its product is annotated as transmembrane protein, putative. The transcript has 4 exons. The record is from RefSeq and is a predicted model, not a curated record. Lineage: Eukaryota; Ciliophora; Oligohymenophorea; Hymenostomatida; Tetrahymenidae.
AUGAUACAAAAAACUUCAAAAAAAACAGACGUUGUUGCAUAAUAAAUAAUAAUAUUAGGAUUUCUGAAUGGUUGCAACGCUUACAGCAUACGUAAAGAAAACAAUAAGAAAAUAGCAUAUUAGCUACAAAAAUAAAAUCGGAUGAAAUCUCCUUUUUAGCAAUAAUCUUUCAUUGAACUCAUAAUUCCUGUAAAAAAAAAUUAAAAUUAAGCUUGUGCAAAAUGUGAGGACCGUCCCUAAAGACCCUACAAUUCUAAUUAUUAAAGGCAUAUUACACUAAGUGCUAUCUCUAUACUCAACUAAAAAUCCUUGGCUUCCACACAUCAUAACUCCAAUGUUCAUCUCAAAAAAAGGUAUAAAGAAAACCCAUUAAAAGAAUAUAAAGAAUUUAUGAAUACUAAGUAGCUGAUAUAAAAAAAUGAGAUAAAGGUAAGUCAUAGUGCUAUUUACGUCUAUUUUGUAAAGCACUUUUAAGUAUUCGUUUUCUAUAGUCCUCUUUUCAUCUACAUAAACGUAACCUCUAAUCUGAAAGAAAUGCCAUACAAUAAGUGCAACAUACAUCCCGAUUGA